Paramecium tetraurelia is the source of this 636-nucleotide messenger RNA. RefSeq lists its product as uncharacterized. The transcript is spliced from 2 exons. Lineage: Eukaryota; Ciliophora; Oligohymenophorea; Peniculida; Parameciidae. The record is from RefSeq and is a predicted model, not a curated record.
AUGGGUGCAACUUAAGGGAUCACUUAGAAAAAAAUCUCACUCCGUUACUAAAAAUCAAUCGAUGUAAGAUCGACGAACGAAAAUCUCACAAUUUGUAGGUCGGUCUCUUCGUAAGACUCGAUCAAACUCGGUUCAUGCUAUAAGAUAGCUGUCUUGGGUAUGAAUACAGCAGUUGGAAAAACAGCCUUUAUCUGUAGUCUCAUAAAUUAAACUCCGAUGGUCAGUAACUUGCCUUAAACAAUUGGGUUAGAUGUUAAAUGCAUGUUGUAUUAACAAUAAAAAAUUCAAUUUUGGGAAUUCGAUUCAAGUGAAGGAGGUUUGUUAGAUUUAGAGAAUAGAAUGAAUGAUACUUUUAACUGUAUAAUGAUAAUUUUUGAAUAAUUUGAUGUUUCGUUGUUUAAGAGGAGAAUUGCGUAAGUUUAAAAGAUAUGUAAUGAAAACAAAAUGACAGGGAAAGUUCCCAUACAUCUAAUCGGCAAUGAUAGAUUGGAUAUGAAAAUAUCUGGAAAAGAAAAGGAAAUCCAGAGGAUGAUUCAAACAAUCUAUGAUGGAAACCGUAUAUUUGUUCACAUUGUUGACUUUACUCAAAUCAAAGAACUUAAUAAUUUGUUAUAAUUUGUAUUCAAAGAAAAAUGA